AUGUACCGAGGAAAGGUGGCCAGCACAGACAACAAUUCCUUUGAGGCCAUGUAUCAAACGCCCUUGCACGGAAUGGGGGUCCUCGUUUCUUUGCUGUGCCAUCAGCCACAGUCCGCCGGACGAUGUUGUCACAACGAUGACGAAAGCAGAAAGGCGCAAAAGAUUCAAAAACAGCAGAAAAAUCCCACACGGGAAGUGUUGUUGCUGUUUGCGUUUACCCGUACCUUCCCUAAAUUCGAGUGCAUCGUGAUAAAACCUGACAAAUUCGUGCGAUUUGCAGCCAGUGGAAGCACCAAGUUAAUCAAAAUGUCGAUCUGUAAGUUGCUCUUCGUGGUAGUUCUGUCGUCAAUCCUGCUCUGCUGUCACACAUCCAGUGCCGGUCCGGCGCGCCAGUUGGCCAGCCUUGCGGUGCGUGCUUCAAAGAUUCCCCGGUCCAUUCGAGCACCGUUUCGCAACACGGAAAUGAUGACUGCCAGGGGUUUCGGCAAGAGGCGAGCACCGAUUGGGGCCAACUACGGAGGAGGACCGCCGGCCGGAAGUGGCAAGCACCCUCUGGAUGAAUCAUCUUGGCCAUACGAGAAGCGAGAAGUGAGCAAAAUUCUUGACGAGCUGACGAGUGAGGGUGCCGAUUCAGGACAGAUGGUUAACGGCGUGGAGUCGGAAAGCUUUCCCUUGGAAUGGUUUGCAAACGAAAUGUCCACCAACCCAGUGCUGGCCAGAACAAUAUUGCAGCGUUUUGUGGAUACCAAUAAGGAUGGACAGCUGACCACCAAUGAGCUGAUCGGACCGAACACCGGAGAUAGCAAUGAUUUGUUCUAAUUCAGCCGCUACCGGCCUGUGUAAAUUGUACCUUCUUGUAGUUGAUAAAUUUCGGCACAAAAGUCCAUUUCAUCGUUUUCAGCUGUAAGCUUUCUCCCACCGACACACACCCCUGAAGAAGAAUGAUGACCGAAUAAUUAAUUCGAAGAUGUCAUUUGCAAUAUCUUGGAGCCCGCAGAUUCUUUCGAACAGAAUGUGUAAUCGUCAAACCAUUUGAGGACUGCAUUGGUUCCGCAGAAAUGAGUUCGGACAACUGUAUGACUCUUGUAAUAUAAGAAAAAUGUCAAUGUAAAUGUUAGCUUUCUCAUUAUUUAUUCUCAGUGGAAGAACUUUGGAAAUAAGGAAUAGUAGCAUUAAACGUUGUUUCGUUAAAUUUUAGAGCCUUUUUACAUGGUAGAGUCAAAUUAAGCAGAAUAAUUUGAUAUAACAGAGUGUGUUAAGAUGACUGAUGGCGAACUCCUGACAGAAGGCGAUCGUUGAAACGAAUAGUAAUAAUAAUGAAAAAUGUAUAUUUUCACUUGAAACUGAUCUAAAGUACGAAGCUAAAACCGAUGUUUGAAAUCUGGGAAUUACACGUAUAGGGCUGGAUAUCGUGAUAUUUCCAUGUUUUCCACAAGAAAAACAAAAGCAUCGAUUCACAAAACCGCAUGCAAAAGCAGUCAAUUUUCGGCGCAGAUCAGUUUUGAACUUGUUUUCAAUGUGGGGAAAUAAUACUUUCCGCACAAGCCAAUGAUGUUAGCUUUUAGUUGGACAGACUUAAGAUGUAAUCGCAAUUCAAGUUAAAGGAGAGACGCUACCUAAGGAGAUAUGAAAAAUCCCAGUACUGUAAUAUACAUACUUACACAGCAGUAAAGUUAUACUUCGCAAGGAAAACUUACAAAAUGCAAUUGAAAAUAAAACUUGAGAAUUAAUGUAAAGUGAUAUUAA
This is a messenger RNA of Uranotaenia lowii, 1746 nucleotides long. RefSeq lists its product as uncharacterized. Bases 1 to 819 code for a protein of 272 amino acids. The record is from RefSeq and is a predicted model, not a curated record. Lineage: Eukaryota; Metazoa; Arthropoda; Insecta; Diptera; Culicidae. The transcript is spliced from 4 exons.